This is a messenger RNA of Styela clava, 1197 nucleotides long. The record is from RefSeq and is a predicted model, not a curated record. Lineage: Eukaryota; Metazoa; Chordata; Ascidiacea; Stolidobranchia; Styelidae.
AUGAUCAAAGUUGGAAAAGAAGAAUUUCAUGUUCAUAGAAAUAUUCUUUCUGCAGCUUCACCUUAUUUUAAUGAAAUGUUAUCCAAUGAUACAAAAGGAAAACAGGAUGGUUACAUGGAAGUCAAUGACUUAGACCUGGAUGUGGUGAAACAGUGUGUUGAUUUUAUAAACACUGGUAAAGUUGUGCUAACAAUGGAUAAAAUAGAAAACCUAAUUUUUGCUGCAGAUUUGUGGAAACUAUGCGACCUCGUCGAUACAUGCUCCGAAUACUUGUUGGAUAAUUUGAGUGUUGGAAACUGUAUACAGUUCGCAAACUUGACUCAGGCGUAUAACCAGAAAGAUUCAAAGCAAGAUAUACCAAUAAUCAAGUUAGAAGAAUUAUCAAAUGAUUUUAUCAGAGAAAACGUUAAAACAGAGCCUCUUAUGAAUGAGUCCAUGGAAUGUAAAGAUUUACUGAUAGAUGCUAUGCUUGAAACCAGGAGUGAAAAUUUAGAGAUACAGAACACAUUUCUGCAGGAAGUAGAAGAGUCAAAUGAAAUUGAUGAAAAUGAGGGACCCCAGCCUUACUUUGUGGUACUUCGUGAAGAAAGUCGCAUCCUUCAUAAAUUUAACUGUAAUAAAAAGAUUGGUCACAGAUUAUGUGUUACUUUCAAAGGCUUCAUAUAUGUCAUUGACAGAUGGAAAACUUCGUCAUAUAGCCUAGAAGAAAAUACAUGGACUGAAUAUUUAGAAGGUUGUGGGUUGGGGCGAGGAUUUGCAGUUACAACGUCAGAUUCAUACAUUUAUGCGAUGGGAGGUGAAGAAACAAGUAAACAAGCUGAAGAAUUUGACAUAAACACGAAAAAGUGGGAACCAAUUACAAGCAUGAGGGGUUCGAAACAUUUCUGUUCAGCAAUAUGGUUCAAUAACAACAUCUGUGUUCUUGGCGGUUAUAUCGCUUUGAACUCAAAGGGAUAUUAUGUUGGUGGUAACUCAUCCUCUGAAGCUUAUACAGAUUCAGUCGAUAGCUGGAGCAGCAUAAACGGCUGGAAUUUAGAUAAACAACACACCAAGGCAUUUAUCAUAAAACAGGAAAUUUAUCUAAUUGGUGAUAGUAACUAUGUAACAGUGCUAUUCAUGUCAGGUGGAAAAUACGAGAUGAAAAAUAUAGAUGUUGGUGGGAAUUGCUCAUCAAUUGCAUGUCUAAUUUAUAAAUGA